Molecule: messenger RNA, 795 nt
Organism: Tachyglossus aculeatus (Australian echidna)
Lineage: Eukaryota; Metazoa; Chordata; Mammalia; Monotremata; Tachyglossidae
Gene: PHLDA2
Product: pleckstrin homology like domain family A member 2
Exons: 2
Coding region: 364-744 (126 amino acids)
Biological process (GO): positive regulation of apoptotic process
Molecular function (GO): phosphatidylinositol phosphate binding
Source: RefSeq, a predicted model, not a curated record
ACGACUCCCAUUUUAUCCCAGCCAGGCCUGUAGCGAGGGCUCGACGAAUCUCAUCCUAAUCCGGCGCUCAGUACAGCGCCGGGCCUUCAGCGAGAGGUCGACGAAUCCCAACCUAAUCCAGCGCUCAGCACAGCGUCAGGCCCUCGGCGAGUGUCGGAGGAAGCCCAUCCUCUCCCAGCACUCAGCGAGCGCUUGAUUCCCAUCCUAUCCCAUCCAGGCCUGUAGCGAGCGCUUGAAUCCCAUCCCCUCCCAACCAGUUAGCGAGGCCUCGACGGACCCCAGCGCUCAGCACAGCAUCCGUCCCGCAGCGAGCUGUGGACACAAAAGAGGCCGGCCGGCUUUCACGGCGGGAACACCACCGGCAUGGGCGUGCGCGAGUCCGAGGUGAUCCGGGCCGGCGAGCUGGAGAAGCGCAGCGCCAGCCUUUUCCAGCUUUGGAAGAAGAAACUGGUGGUGCUGACGCGGGACAGCCUGAGCUUGCUGCCCGAGGGGGCCGGGCGGGGGAGACGCCCCAAGGAGCUGAGCUUCCAGUCCAUCCUCAAGCUGGACUGCGUGGAGCGCACGGACAAGUACGUCUACUUCACCAUCGUCACCACCGACCGCAAGGAGCUGGAUUUCCGCUGCGCCGAUUCCAGCUCCUGGAAUUCCUCCAUCGCCCUGGCCCUCAUCGCCUUCCAGAACCAGAGGGCCGUGGAGACGUUCCGCGGCCGCCGCCAGCCGCCCCCGCCGGCCUCCACCCCCUGAGAAGGUGCAUCAUUUGCUGGAGAUCACAUCGUGGAGAGCGCGGAGAUGCGG